Andrographis paniculata is the source of this 1761-nucleotide messenger RNA. RefSeq lists its product as uncharacterized. The transcript is spliced from 5 exons. The record is from RefSeq and is a predicted model, not a curated record. NCBI's taxonomy places the organism in Eukaryota, Viridiplantae, Streptophyta, Magnoliopsida, Lamiales, Acanthaceae. Gene Ontology annotation, molecular function: catalytic activity. The coding region runs from base 77 to 1627 and encodes 516 amino acids.
CUCUGCUGCCCUAUCCGAUUAUAUAUAUUUCCGGCCCAUUGGAAUCUCCGAAAACUGCUGAAGAUUUUCGAAAAAUAUGAUUUCUUUCAGACUUCCUUCUCGCCUGAACCCCAAUCUUCUUCUUCUUCUUCUCUUAACCUGUUUCUAUCCUUUUGCAGAACCGACUAAGAGCAGUAAUAACAAUAAUGGAGAUUGCAAAGCAUGGGUGGUUCAGUCGAUCCCCACAGACAUGCCUCAACUCUCCCUCGUUCCCGGCGUUCUUUCCACCGCUGAUGUCUUCCAAUGGCUGGCUGGAAAUUCGUCGAAAAGCCUCGACGUAAUGGCGCAGUACUGGCAGUUGAUCGCGCAUCCGGAGGAUCCCCGUUCGGGGGACUACAGAUACUCGAAAGCUGACAUGCGAAGAUUCGGCGCGGGAGAAGGAUAUAAGGUUCACAAUGCUCUAGCGAAAGCCAUCGAUCGCAAUAUUAGUGUCCGGUUCUUACAGCACUCGGGAGUGUAUCCCGAUUACACGGACGAGCCAUCCGCGCUCGCAGCGGGGAAAUCGAAUGUAAGAAGCAUCACGUUGCUGCUGAAAGACUGGUGGGGCUCGGGGAUCAUCCACGCCAAGGUUUGGAUAUCCGAUGGCCGAGAUUUGUACAUUGGAUCCGCGAACAAUGACUGGAAAUCCUUAACUCAGGUUAAGGAACUCGGGAUUUACCUCGUUGGAUGUCCUAAGAUCGCGAACGAGGUUGAGAUUUACUACAACAAUUUGUGGACACUCGCACGCCUCAACGCUUCGGCGUAUACUAAAACAGUGCACGACGCGCAAUGGCAGAUCGAUCGUAAGGUCCCCUGUUGGUCGCAUUUUCUUGCACCGAAGAAUCGAUGCAGAUCGCUGUUGUCUAAAUACGUUGAGGUCGAGCGCGUCAAUGGCUAUCCAGCCCUCUCGAGCCCUUCUAAAUUUCAUGUCCGGAUUAAAACUCCAGGAGGAAACAUUUCAACGUCACGAAGCGAUUCAAGCUACCUAUCGUUUGCUCCGCCGGAGCUGCUGUUCGGAAAACAUCAGACGGACGAGCAGGGUUGGGUGGAUACGAUCAAAUCGGUUAGCCACGGCGCGACGGUUAGAAUUAGUACGAUGGACUGGCUCGGGCAAUCGCAGUACAUGUCUGAGACUGUGUACUGGUCGUCGCUGUCUUCGGCCAUAUCCGAGGUUGUCUUCGCCAAGCAAGCCAAGGUGAAGCUGCUCGUCGCGUAUUGGGCACAUUUUAUUACAAACACGGAUGAGUACCUGAAGUCGCUACUCUACACGAACAACCUUUGCUCGUCGUCUAAGUACAACAAUUGUCGCGGAAAUGUGGAGAUCAAGUAUUACCGGGUGCCGGGGUUCAACUCGACGGGACCGGCCGGGGACGGAAAUUCUUAUCCCGGCUACACGAGGGUGAACCACGGGAAAUAUGCGGUGAGCGACGUGAGGGCGCACAUCGGGACGAGCAAUCUCGUGUGGGAUUACUUUUACACGACGAAUGGAGUGAGCUUCGGGACGUCGAAUCCGAGCAUUGUGGCGCAGCUUCGGGCGAUCUUCGAUGCCGAUUGGGAGUCGCCGUAUGCGGUGGCGGUUAGAGCGUUGCAAGGAAGCUUUGGAUUUUGAUUAGGGUCGAUGAAAUUUGGUAAUGUGUGUUUUAGUACAAAUUAACCUCGGUUUGUUAUGUGAAAGACAAUUUUUAUACAGUUUCGUACUUAGUUUCGAACAGAGAAUUCAUAACCAUACUUGUGGUUAUUUCC